UAACUAGAAUUCAGCUUGAGCUUGUCCCGUCCGCGCCCACUUUAGUGCAAACAGGGGUGGCAAUCGACUCACAAAUUUAGAUGGCGGGAAAGGGUUGCACAUGUAUUUUGACGUAUGUCAAUCAGAAAGAAAUCAAAUUUCCGUCGGAUCUGGCGGUUGACAGUUCUGUGCAAUUUUAAAGAUGACUGAUUGUAUCAAGAGGAAACAGGGUGUGAGUUGCUCGAUUUUAGUAGGGGAAAAAAUUGCAUUCAAUGAAUCAAAAUGAAUACAAAUUUAUUGUCAAAAUGGUGCCGAAUAUGUUCAAAUGAAAUACAAGCCGGAAUAUUUGUUUUUGGUGAGGAAGCAAGGCGGUCAUUCGUACAUGCCAAAAUAAGAAGAUACUUGGCCCUUACGAUUUCUAUUGAAGACAAAUUGCCCAAAAUGAUUUGCAUAGAUUGUUGCAAAAAAUUGGAGGCAUUUCACCGAUUUGCAAGCAUGGCUUUAAAGAAUCAAGACAAAAUGUCCAAAUUUUUGUGCAAUAAUUCCAAUUUCACCGAGGCUAGAUAUAGCGACAACAAAUCAUUACUCCACACUUAUCUGACCAAGGGAUUCAAAGACAAAAACUCAAUUCAAGAAACCGAAGUGACUGAAAUGGAAGUUCGGAUAGACCCCAUGAUAAUUUUACAAUGCUGUUUGGACGAAGACAAAGAAGAAGACGAAAUCGAGCCGACAAAUAUAACCCAUGAAAGAAAUAGCACCGUAGAGACUGACUUAGAGAAACAGACUGAAGAAAGUGACUCAUCCUCCAACAACAUGGAGGACGAGCAAAACGACGACGAGGAGGAUAGUGAUAAUAGUGAUGAUGAAGCAGGGGCCAAAUUUUCUUGCCCAAUAUGCGGAAGACAGAUAUCGACUAAGGGGAAUUUGAAGGUACACCUGGAAACGCACCGACCUAAGGGAAAGUACGGAUGCGAGAUAUGCGGACGGAUUUUUAAAACUCAGUGCAAUUUGUAUCGCCACAAGGAGUAUCAUGAAGGAGUUCAGUACCCAUGCAGCGUAUGUGGGCGUGUGUAUCCGACAAACAGCACUUUAAGAGCCCAUUCCAUCACUCAUAGUGAUUUAAGGCCUCACAAGUGUCCAUUGUGCGAUAAGACUUUCAAACGAAACCAAGACUUAAAGUUUCACAUAAAUCAACAUACAGGUGCAAGGCCGUAUCAAUGCCCCUACUGCCCGAAGGCUUUUGCGAGCUCGGGUAACUGUUUUUCGCAUAGGAAAAGAAUGCAUCCGAUGGAAGUGGAGAGGGACAGGGAAAGGGCGGCCAAAAUAAUGAGAUAACUUUCUUGGACACCUUCCGUUCUCAAAUUGUCAAAUGUUGUAAUAAUUUGGUGUUUACCUACUUUUAAAUCACAGAUAUAUUAGCAGUUACUUUGGGAAGGUAUAUUGGGGAGGCAAUACCACAUACUUCCAUACAUAUACAAAUCAUUUCCAACUGUGGCGUCAUUUCCGGUUUAAAAAGAAAUACCAUAUUUUUCUCCCUAUUUGGGGUAGGUAUACCUAAUAAAGUACUUUUUAAUAAAUUGCUUAUUAAUUGUAUGAAAAAAAGCAUUUAACAUUAUUACACACAAAAUUAUGAUAUUUUAGAUUUUAUAAUGUUUUAUAACAGCGAGAAUUUGGCAACGUCUUAUUUCUACCACGACAGCCAAAAGGGUUUUAUCAUAGACAUACUAAUAUGUAUAUGGUUUUUAUAAUUCUGUAGUAUACCAAUUGUUUUGGCAUUGAUUUUUUCCAUUGUGUUUAAGCGGUAUAUGUAGAUAUGGAAGUAUGUGGGCAAUAGAGAGAGGUUUUUAGUUAAAAAUGUAAUAGGUAGGUAGGUACUUCAAUGUGAUUAUUUCGUAGUGAUUUUUAGAGAUCUGUGAUGAAUUUUGUAUACGAUUUCUUUUAUGGUAAUAAUAUGUAUGUCGACUAAGGUAUAUGUUAGUAAAUUAACAUUAUUUUUUUAAUAGCUAUAUAAUUUUCGGACUGUCACGGUACUGAUUAAUAUAAAAAAGUGACACUAAAUUACUAAAAAGUGUAUUAUUAGCACCAAGUAUGCAUACUUUAUUUUUAUAAACAAGCGAAAUAGAUUAUUUUAAUGGACAUAUGUAUUUCUUAAUUAAUUUUGGUGCUAAUAUUUUCUAUAAGUG
This is a messenger RNA of Brassicogethes aeneus, 2162 nucleotides long. The record is from the annotation of a GenBank genome assembly. NCBI's taxonomy places the organism in Eukaryota, Metazoa, Arthropoda, Insecta, Coleoptera, Nitidulidae.